UAACAUCUCAACUCCGAAGUAAGACGGAGCGUGCCGAAGACCUUCGAUUGCAUUUUAUGUGGUCGUAAAACUUACCUUUCAAACUGAUUCAGCCUUGAAAAGGGUAUUCAAGUGUUGCACACCAAACAAGUUUAAACUCCGCCAUAUUGUUUACAGGUAUCAGUGUACUUUAAGAUAAAAUCAAAAGAAAAUGUCGGGAAAGUCCGGCGUUUAUCUGGUAUCGUCGAAGCCAGUGGAUGGACGACAGGCUUUUGAUAAUAUCGGAUACGAUUCUGAAACCAAGGUUACUUACAAUGGGGCAGACGGCGUAGAAAUUCCACCGGAAGUGAGACCUAUUCCGGACAAGCCGUAUCGAGGAAUGGGGAAAGAAGAUCUUCUACAUUUCUCCACACAGCCUUUCUGGAGUCGUCUGCGAAUGAUAUGCGUUUCUAUAAUAAUCAUCGGUUGGCUGGCUCUGAUAAUCGCAGUGGUGGCGCUGGUAUUGAUCUAUCCAAAGUGUCGUGACCCGGGGUCAAGGUCAUGGUGGCAGACGGAAGCCGUGUAUAAAAUCUAUGUACCGAGUUUUAAGGACAGCGAUGAUGAUGGAGUCGGGGACCUUGCUGGCAUAGAAUCAAAAUUGGAUUACAUCAGAGAUCUCGGAUUCGGUAUAAUAUCAUUAAGUCCGAUCUACAGCACCGCAAAUUCUGUACCAUUUCUAAUCGGAAAUGACCUAGCGAUUACAAACCACACAAAUAUUGGCGUAAAAUUCGGGACAAUGACUGACUUUGACAAUCUAAUCAAAGCAGCCCACGAUAAAGGAAUGUAUGUAAUUCUGGACUUUAUACCAAACCAAACUAGUGACGACCACCCAUGGUUUCUGGAAAGCAGAAUGAGCUCACCUAACGACAAGAAGAAUUUCUACAACUGGGCCGAAACCGACACGCCACCAAAUAACUGGAAAAGUGUUUACGGUGGUCCAGCAUGGAAGAAUGACUCAAUGAGAAAUAAAGCUUACCUGCACCAGUUUACACCGGAAAUGCCUGACCUAAAUUUGAGGAGUGCUGUUGUCUUAGAGGAAUUGCAGGGAAUCCUUGAUUUUUGGCUGAACCGCGGAGUUGACGGGUUCAAUGUUAGAGAUGCUGGAUAUUUGUAUGAAGACUACGAUCUAAGGGACGAACCUGGAACCGGAAGCACUUAUGAUGAUUUGGAACACAUAUACACGACCAAUCAACCGGAAGUGUACAAUGUUCUGGAACGCUGGAGAAAAUUUGUACGUGAACACAACUUCACGAAUACUGAAAAGUUACUAAUGUCAAGUAUAGAUGGGGGACUGGAAGUAACAGAGCUGUAUAGUGACUGUGACAGAAGUGGUAUCCAGAUGCCGCUCAAUGACAGAUUCCUUGACAAGAAAAAUCCAUGCGAUGGGAAGUGUGUUGUUCAGUAUGUUGAUGGCUGGAUGAACCAAGUUCCUAGUGGAAAAUGGGCCAAUUGGAUGACAGGAGAUGAUAGUUCAGAGCGGUUUGCUGGCAGAUUUAACGCAACGUUCAUAAACGCUUUCACCAUAUUAACUUUCUUGAUGCCCGGAACUCCUCUCGUUUUCUACGGGGAUGAAAUCAACAUGGUAAACACCGGUGCAGGUGGCGACCUCUGGACACGUGAUCAACCAAACACCCGGAUCAUGCGAUGGAGUAAUACAACUAAUGGCGGAUUCUGUAAUGAUACUUGUAAUCCGUGGACAACUAUCAGUGAUGUUUCUACGGGGAAUAUUGAGAAUGCUUAUUCAGAACUGAUAAAGGCCCUUGUAGAUUUGAGAAAAGAACAAUCAUUUAAAGUUGGGGACUACUUUACAGCAAUUAGAGACAACAAUGUUGUGUCAUUCGUCCGAGAAUUCGAUGGAGAAACUGGGUAUUUAGUUGCCGUGAAUUUCGGACCAAACACUGAAAAACGUGACUUUAUUGGAUCACAUGACACAAUACCAGAAACAGGAGAGGUGGUGUUAUCACAUAGCUCCUCCUACGAGUUGGAAGCUGAGGCGGAGCUUGGUAGCCUUGAAAUAGGUCCUUACGGAGGGGUGGUUGUCAGCUGGGAUUAUGUUGCAAAAGAACUUUGAUUUACUUCGAAACAAAUGACUUUACAAAUAAAUACACGGACAAAUGAUCGAAAUAUCCUUUAAAAAUAUUCAGUUUGAGUAGAUAUUAAGAUUUUAACGGAAAAUAAAUGAGUAGUAAUUAAAUAAGUUAUAGAUGUUUUUUUUUAUUUUAAAAACAAAUAAAUCAGAAGAAAAUUUA
Molecule: messenger RNA, 2267 nt
Organism: Ruditapes philippinarum (Manila clam)
Lineage: Eukaryota; Metazoa; Mollusca; Bivalvia; Venerida; Veneridae
Product: alpha-glucosidase-like
Exons: 12
Coding region: 191-2089 (632 amino acids)
Biological process (GO): carbohydrate metabolic process
Source: RefSeq, a predicted model, not a curated record